This is a messenger RNA of Mixia osmundae IAM 14324, 2682 nucleotides long. RefSeq lists its product as uncharacterized. The coding region runs from base 112 to 2277 and encodes 721 amino acids. The transcript has a single exon. NCBI's taxonomy places the organism in Eukaryota, Fungi, Basidiomycota, Mixiomycetes, Mixiales, Mixiaceae. The record is from RefSeq and is a predicted model, not a curated record.
UGGCGUUUGAAGCCCGCUUGCAGGCUAGUUGGGCAGCAGUAGAAGUCGAAGUACGCAGAGGUAAGAAGCGCAAGCGUCUCAGCGUCGAACUACCUGGCUCUGUCGGCCGAGAUGGUCUGCGAGAAGCUAGACAGUCUAUCGAAAGAGGCAGCCAGACUGACGAUCCCUCUGAUCCUCAAUUCAGUCGCAAUGCCAGGCUCUCUACGAAGUCUGUGCAGAUCGAUCUGGAGGUCUUCGCACAACCAGUCAUGGCACCGGUAUCAUCUGUAUCGUGCGCGCACUGCUCGUGUCUCUGAACGAGCUGACGUUGUAUGCAGAACGACCGAGCUUACCGGGCUCCCAACACAGGCGGGACAAGAUACUCUGACUACGACCAGCGACAGACGGAGAUCUUCGAGUGCCAGUGUGCAGGUGAUCGAGCCGCCAACUGUCCGCUCGAAGCCCAAUGAAAGCCAGACGAGUACACUGGUCGGGUCCCAGAACGGCAGCAAUGCCGCGAACGGAGGCAUCAUCAAAGCAACCACAGCCAACAGAAGCGCUGGCGGGAUUGAUCAGAGUGCCGUCAUACAGAUCGCUGCAGAGUCUCGUGAAGGCUCGUCUUUACAUGCAGAAGCUGACACAAGUAUGGAAAGUGUUCAUACACGCGUGUCCAGCCAGGCAACCGAGGCGACUGUGCACAUGGAGAUUGACACCCAGCCUCUCGUAACGACAGAGACAAUGGCGGCGUCCCAAUCAGAGGCGCUAUCUGCCGAGCUCGCGCCAGUACAGCCGAGUCAAUUGCUUAGUAGCAUGCCUGGCAACGCACAGCGUAUCUUUGCAGCUGAUCCUGCCCUACGUAACGUCUCCAUCGCAAGCAUAUUGCCACAAAGCCCUGUCUCUGCGUUCAUCUCAGGCAACGCCAAACGCGCAUCAACGACUCAUGGAGCGCGCGCGUCCGCUUUCGUCGCGCCUAUGUCUGUUCCACGAGCGAGCCAGGCAGAGCAGAGGUCUGAGAGGUCUGGACGUACUUCCAGCUUAUCUGCCGUUCGGGAACAGUCGAGCAAUUCGCAAAUUGCGGCGAGCACGUUCGAGUCUGCGAAGUCGUCUACCAUGCCGGCUACUGCUUUUUACGCCAGUAGUAGAGCGUCCUUGCAAACGGGUCGCAGAUCCGUUUCGGUCCACUCUGACGGUUCUGUGGGUACUGCUAUUGGACCAACGACAUCUACAUCGAGAGCGGACGCGAUCCGCGAGACGAUGCACCGCAUCAAAGCUACUCGCUCAUCAGUCGCUCAUCAGGGCGCGAGUCUCUCCGCCCGGCCGUCGUAUCUGGUGUCAAGCGCACCCUCUACAAUGACACUAUAUCAUGAGAGUCGCACCAGCCUAGCACCCUCGACUGCGAGCGCUGCGCCGUCAACACGCACGACGUUGACGUCCACCAUGAGAGAGCCACGACUAUCAGAUGCUCUGUCGGAUCAAUCGAUCAGUCAGACCUCAAUCUCUUUCGAGACGGCUCCACCCACGCAAACCAUGAAUCAGUCGCGUCCCUCAAGCGCAUCAUCCGCGACUUCACAGCCUACGCGCAUGCAAGACAGCCGUCCAGUCACAUCGAUGAUACCUCGGUUGCGUCAGACUUCUGGCAGCAAGACUGACGCAGAAAUCAAGGCCGCAAAGGAGCGACGUGAGCGACAAGCCGAAGAGACCAGGCUUGCCGACGAGCGCUCAGAACGAGAGCGUGUUGAGAAAGAGCGACUCGAACUGCAAAGACUGGAUGCAGAGCGGCAGAAGCAGCAAGCGGCAGAGAAGCGUCAAGCGAAAGUGGCCGAAGAGGCGUUGCAAAGAGCAGAGGAAGAGGCGCGACUGAAAGCAGAAGAAGAGGCACGGCAAAAGGAAGCUGCCGCCGAACAAGCUGCUCGUGAAGCCGAGAAACGCGCAAAAGCUAAGCGAGAAGCUCAGGAACGAGAGCGCGAACGACAAGCUGCAGCCGAACGCAAAGCAGAAGCCGAGCGACAGGCUGCCAAGCUGCGCGAUGAAGAGGAAAGGCGAUUGCGACUGCUGGAACUCGAGAAGCGCAAAAAGGAGCGAGCUGAGGUUAACGCGAGAUUGGCCGAACGCAAGGAGAAGGAGGCUGCUGCUACUGCUGCCGCGAUCGCCAGGCGCAAGCUCGAAGAUGAGGAAACGCGCCGACAAGCAGUUGAGCGAGCUGCAGAGGCAGAAGCCAAGCGCAAAGCCGCUGCUGCCCGUCAAGUGAGUCUUUGUCCAUCCACACAGGGAGUGCUGCUGAGCGCAAGAAUGGUGUAGCCGCUGGCCAAUGCUUCGAAUCGACCGAUCCCUGCGCCAGCAUUUGCCCAGCAGAUGCCACCAAGCCUGCCUUCAUCAGCCAAACUCAACAAAUCUCUGAAAGGCAUCCUGCCUGACAAGCCCAUGCGCACCUCCAAUGCCUCUACGGGUCCUGCAACUAGCAGCAAGCAUGUCGCGCCGCAGUCGGCGCAACAACAGCCAGAGCAAUAUGUCGAGCUGGAAGAGCCUGCGAGCGAGUAUUCGGACUCUGACGAAGAAGCAGCCAUGUUGCGCGACAAGAAGAACCCUGCAUGGGCGCAGCAAGACCCGCUCUAUGACGCUCUGCUAGCCCAGCAGAAUGUCAAUCCGGACAAGAUAUUUGAUCCCGACUUCCAGGCUCAGCCUGUCAAUCUCAGAGGCACGCCU